Molecule: messenger RNA, 345 nt
Organism: Colletotrichum costaricense
Lineage: Eukaryota; Fungi; Ascomycota; Sordariomycetes; Glomerellales; Glomerellaceae
Exons: 1
Coding region: 1-345 (114 amino acids)
Source: RefSeq, a predicted model, not a curated record
AUGACAAUGCCCGCCCGCGGCGGCGUCAGGGGUGCCAUGAUGUUCGGCCAGGGAGCUGCCCUGAUUGUUUCGUCUGUUUGGCUUUUUGGAGCCCUGGAGCUAGCAGGGGACGGAGGGGUUCCGAUGGCAGGCUUCGGAGUCAUGCGAGAGAUGACAAUUUCUGGAGGGGGAGUUUUUGUUUUGAGAGGUUCUUUUGUGAGAAAUCAAUGCGUGUGUGUUCGAAUGGGACUGUUUCUGAUAAUCCAUUACCCGCCCAGGUACGCCGUUGAUGACGGGAUGAUCUCGAAACGGGAGGACACUGUGACACAUGGCAGGUUUACAGCGAAAAAGCUAAGAUUUGGAUGA